UUUCUUCUAUGCGAGUGAAAGAACUCUGGACUCCAAAGAUUGCUGGAAUGGCAUCCAAGAGAAUUAUUAAGGAGCUCAAGGACUUGCAGAGAGACCCACCAACUUCAUGCAGUGCAGGUCCAGUGGCGGAUGAUAUGUUCCAUUGGCAGGCAACCAUCAUUGGACCAAACGACAGUCCUUACUCUGGAGGUGUUUUCCUUGUGACCAUCCAUUUCCCACCUGACUAUCCUUUCAAGCCUCCUAAGGUUGCGUUUAGGACCAAAGUCUUCCAUCCAAAUAUAAACAGCAAUGGAAACAUCUGUUUGGACAUACUCAAGGAACAAUGGAGUCCUGCACUCACCAUAUCCAAGGUUUUGCUUUCCAUAUGUUCUCUGCUCACUGACCCAAACCCAGAUGACCCACUGGUUCCUGAGAUUGCUCAUAUGUGCAAGUCUGACAAAGUCAAGUAUGAGUUCACGGCUCGCAGCUGGACCCAGAAGUAUGCCAUGGGCUGAACCUCCAAAAUCUCAUUCACCUUCUCCUUUUUUGGGGUUUUCAGUGUCAUCAGAUCAUAUUAUAUAACUAAUUAAG
Molecule: messenger RNA, 570 nt
Organism: Telopea speciosissima
Lineage: Eukaryota; Viridiplantae; Streptophyta; Magnoliopsida; Proteales; Proteaceae
Product: ubiquitin-conjugating enzyme E2 28-like
Exons: 6
Coding region: 9-494 (161 amino acids)
Biological process (GO): protein polyubiquitination
Cellular component (GO): nucleus
Molecular function (GO): ubiquitin conjugating enzyme activity
Source: RefSeq, a predicted model, not a curated record